Molecule: messenger RNA, 6091 nt
Organism: Neoarius graeffei (lesser salmon catfish)
Lineage: Eukaryota; Metazoa; Chordata; Actinopteri; Siluriformes; Ariidae
Product: deleted in malignant brain tumors 1 protein-like
Exons: 18
Coding region: 38-4249 (1403 amino acids)
Cellular component (GO): membrane
Source: RefSeq, a predicted model, not a curated record
UGAACACUGUGCUUACCACCAAACUGAAGGGACCAGGAUGCUGAGACUUCAUCUCGAUUUAAUGCUUGUCAGCGUUCUUGGAGUUUCUCUGCUGGCUGAUGGCGCUAACAUACGAUUUGCUGGUGGCAAUCACUCCUGCUCUGGUAGAGUGGAAGUAUAUUAUAAUAGCCAGUGGGGAACAGUGUGUGAUGACGACUGGGACAUGAAUGAUGCGCGGGUGGUGUGUCGACAGCUUGGAUGUGGUGAUGCUGUCACUGCUCAUCAAAGUGCACACUUUGGUCAGGGAAGUGGCCCAAUAUGGCUGGAUGAUGUUCGGUGUUCCGGAAAUGAAAGCAGCAUCACACAGUGCCCUCAUAAUGGAUUCGGAUCACACAACUGUGGCCAUGGUGAAGAUGCUGGUGUUACUUGCUCAGAUGGCGCUAACACACGACUCGCUGGUGGCAAUCACUCCUGCUCUGGUAGAGUGGAAGUAUAUUAUAAUAGCCAGUGGGGAACAGUGUGUGAUGACGACUGGGACAUGAAUGAUGCGCGGGUGGUGUGUCGACAGCUUGGAUGUGGUGAUGCUGUCACUGCUCAUCAACGUGCACACUUUGGUCAGGGAAGUGACCCAAUAUGGCUGGAUAAUGUUCAGUGUUCCGGAAAUGAAAGCAGCAUCACACAGUGCCCUCAUAAUGGAUUCGGAUCACACGACUGUGGCCAUGGUGAAGAUGCUGGUGUUACUUGCUCAGGCCCUCCUUGUGCCACCAAAAAAGCUCUGACCCAUCAAAGCAUGGACUUCACAAAACCUCUGAAGAAACUCCGCCUCUUGAGAUGUUUGAGAAAAAAGGUUUGUUAUGAGAAGACGGCAGCAGUGGACACUGGAAUUAGCGCCAAAGCGAACAACACCUCAAGGAGCAGGAUGCUGAGAGAUCGUCUCACUUUAACACUUGUCAGUCUUCUUAGCGCUUCACUGCUGGCUGAUGGCGCUAACACACGACUCGCUGGUGGCAGUCACUCCUGCUCUGGUAGAGUGGAAGUAUAUUAUAAUAGCCAGUGGGGAACAGUGUGUGAUGACGACUGGGACAUGAAUGAUGCACGGGUGGUGUGUCGGCAGUUUGGAUGUGGUGAUGCCGUCACUGCUCAUCAAAGUGCACACUUUGGUCAGGGAAGUGGCCCAAUAUGGCUGGAUAAUGUUCAGUGUUCUGGAAGUGAAAGCAGCAUCACACAGUGCCCUCAUAAUGGAUUCGGAUCACACAACUGUGGCCAUGGUGAAGAUGCUGGUGUUACUUGCUCAGGACAUAAUCCAAUCAGGCUGGCGAAUGGAUCGAGUAACUGUUGUGGUCGAGUGGAGAUCCAGCACGGUAGGCUUUGGGGAACAGUGUGUGAUGAUGACUGGGACUUAAAGGAUGCAGAGGUGGUGUGUAGACAGCUUGGAUGUGGUAAAGCCGUCAGCGCUCCUCAUAGUGCACGCUUUGGUCAGGGAAGUGAACCGACCUGGCUGGAUGAUGUUCAGUGUACUGGAACUGAGAGCUACAUAGAUCACUGCUCACACAGUGGAUUUGGAAAGGAGAACUGUGGACAUGGGGAAGAUGCUGGAGUCGUAUGCUCAAACUUGCAGGCUCCCACAUUGACUCGGAUCUCCCCAAACUCUGUGGUCUCACCUGGAGAAGUCCUUCAGUUCAGAUGUACCACACCCAGCCCAACGUGCACCUCUGUAGACUUCAGUUUAUAUAAAAAUGGGACAUUAAUAAAGAAGCAAACUGCAGAGUCCACAGCAACAUUUUCGCUGACUGUAGAUGCCUCACAUCAGGGUCAGUACACCUGUGACUACUCAUACAGGGAAAGUAACUCCAUAUCAUCCAGGAGCAGCUCCAUUCCCAUCACUGUGGGACAUAAUCCAAUCAGGCUGGCGAAUGGAUCGAGUAACUGUUGUGGUCGAGUGGAGAUCCAGCACAGUAGGCUUUGGGGAACAGUGUGUGAUGAUUACUGGGACUUAAAGGAUGCAGAGGUGGUGUGUAGACAGCUUGGAUGUGGUAAAGCCGUCAGCGCUCCUCAUAGUGCACGCUUUGGUCAGGGAAGUGAACCGACCUGGCUGGAUGAUGUUCAGUGUACUGGAACUGAGAGCUACAUAGAUCGCUGCUCACACAGUGGAUUUGGAAAGGAGAACUGUGGACAUGGGGAAGAUGCUGGAGUCGUAUGCUCAAACUUGCAGGCUCCCACAUUGACUCGGAUCUCCCCAAACUCUGUGGUCUCACCUGGAGAAGUCCUUCAGUUCAGAUGUACCACACCCAGCCCAACGUGCACCUCUGUAGACUUCAGUUUAUAUAAAAAUGGGACAUUAAUAAAGAACCAAACUGCAGAGUCCACAGCAACAUUUUCGCUGACUGUAGAUGCCUCACAUCAGGGUCAGUACACCUGUGACUACUCAUACAGGGAAAGUAACUCCAUAUCAUCCAGGAGCAGCUCCAUUCCCAUCACUGUGGGACAUAAUCCAAUCAGGCUGGUGAAUGGAUCGAGUAUCUGUUGUGGUCGAGUGGAGAUCCAGCACGGUAGGCGUUGGGGAACAGUGUGUGAUGAUGACUGGGAAUUAAUGGAUGCAGAGGUGGUGUGUAGACAGCUUGGAUGUGGUAAAGCCGUCAGCGCUCCUCAUAGUGCACGCUUUGGUCAGGGAAGUGAACCGACCUGGCUGGAUAAUGUUCAGUGUACUGGAACUGAGAGCUACAUAGAUCGCUGCUCACACAGUGGAUUUGGAAAGGAGAACUGUGGACAUGAGGAAGAUGCUGGAGUCGUAUGCUCAAACUUGCAGGCUCCCACAUUGACUCGGAUCUCCCCAAACUCUGUGGUCUCACCUGGAGAAGUCCUUCAGUUCAGAUGUACCACACCCAGCCCAACGUGCACCUCUGUAGACUUCAGUUUAUAUAAAAAUGGGACAUUAAUAAAGAACCAAACUGCAGAGUCCACAGCAACAUUUUCGCUGACUGUAGAUGCCUCACAUCAGGGUCAGUACACCUGUGACUACUCAUACAGGGAAAGUAACUCCAUAUCAUCCAGGAGCAGCUCCAUUCCCAUCACUGUGGGACAUAAUCCAAUCAGGCUGGUGAAUGGAUCGAGUAACUGUUGUGGUCGAGUGGAGAUCCAGCACAGUAGGCUUUGGGGAACAGUGUGUGAUGAUGACUGGGACUUAAAGGAUGCAGAGGUGGUGUGUAGACAGCUUGGAUGUGGUAAAGCCGUCAGCGCUCCUCAUGGUGCACGCUUUGGUCAGGGAAGUGAACCGACCUGGCUGGAUAAUGUUCAGUGUACUGGAACUGAGAGCUACAUAGAUCACUGCUCACACAGUGGAUUUGGAAAUGAGAACUGUGGACAUGGGGAAGAUGCUGGAGUCGUAUGCUCAAACUUGCAGGCUCCCACAUUGACUCGGAUCUCCCCAAACUCUGUGGUCUCACCUGGAGAAGUCCUUCAGUUCAGAUGUACCACACCCAGCCCAACGUGCACCUCUGUAGACUUCAGUUUAUAUAAAAAUGGGACAUUAAAAAAGAAGCAAACUGCAGAGUCCACAGCAACAUUUUCGCUGACUGUAGAUGCCUCACAUCAGGGUCAGUACACCUGUGACUACUCAUACAGGGAAAGUAACUCCAUAUCAUCCAGGAGCAGCUCCAUUCCCAUCACUGUGGGACAUAAUCCAAUCAGGCUGGCGAAUGGACCGAGUAACUGUUGUGGUCGAGUGGAGAUCCAGCACGAUAGGCUUUGGGGAACAGUGUGUGAUGAUGACUGGGACUUAAAGGAUGCAGAGGUGGUGUGUAGACAGCUUGGAUGUGGUAAAGCCGUCAGCGCUCCUCAUGGUGCACGCUUUGGUCAGGGAAGUGAACCGACCUGGCUGGAUGAUGUUCAGUGUACUGGAACUGAGAGCUACAUAGAUCACUGCUCACACCGUGGAUUUGGAAAGGAGAACUGUGGACAUGGGGAAGAUGCUGGAGUCGUAUGCUCAAACUUGCAGGCUCCCACAUUGACUCGGAUCUCCCCAAACUCUGUGGUCUCACCUGGAGAAGUCCUUCAGUUCAGAUGUACCACACCCAGCCCAACGUGCACCUCUGUAGACUUCAGUUUAUAUAAAAAUGGGACAUUAAUAAAGAAGCAAACUGCAGAGUCCACAGCAACAUUUUCGCUGACUGUAGAUGCCUCACAUCAGGGUCAGUACACCUGUGACUACUCAUACAGGGAAAGUAACUCCACAUCAUCCAGGAGCAGCUCCAUUCCCAUCACUGUGGGUUAGUUCAGAGAGGAUAUUACAACCCCGAGUCCAAAAAAGUUGGGACAAAGUACAAAUUGUAAAUAAAAACGGAAUGCAAUAAUUUACAAAUCUCAAAAACUGAUAUUGUAUUCACAAUAGAACAUAGACAACAUAUCAAAUGUCGAAAGUGAGACAUUUUGAAAUUUCAUGCCAAAUAUUGGCUCAUUUGAAAUUUCAUGACAGCAACACAUCUCAAAAAAGUUGGGACAGGGGCAAUAAGAGGCUGGAAAAGUUAAAGGUACAAAAAUGAACAGCUGGAGGACCAAAUUGCAACUCAUUAGGUCAAUUGGCAAUUAUUCCAUUGUCAUCCCUGUCCAUUUGUGACUCCUGAUCGGGUUCUGGUUCUGCCAGGUAGGCAUGCCCUGUCAGUCUUGGCAUCACUUUGUAUUCUGCACAAGCAUGGUUUAAUAUAUGAAAAAAGAAGGAAUCCAAGGCACUCUUCGUAUCCAACUGUAUAAAAAGCCUUUAUUUUACAUGGCUAUUUCAUCCAGAAAACAUGAGCUGAGCAGCAACCCACGCGUAGCGGCACAGACAGCCUUCUUCAGGGCAUGCUGCUCCAACAAACAAUUUCCUCUUAAGAUGUAAACUAAUUUUAAAUACCUGAAUGCAAACUGGGGCGGCAUGGUGGUGUAGUGGUUAUCACUGUCGUCUCACAGCAAGAAGGUCCGGGUUCGAGCCCCGUGGCCGGCGAGGGCCUUUCUGUGCGGAGUUUGCAUGUUCUCCCCGUGUCCGCGUGGUUUCCUCCGGGUGCUCCGGUUUCCCCCUGUUGGGGUCAAAUUUUUUUAUAUGGAGAUUAUGAUCAGAAUAUGAAUCAGAAUCAGUAGGUUGAAUAAAGAUAUAGGUAUAUGUAGUAUGUAGAAUCUUAGUGAAAAAUAUUAAUUCUCCUUAUUCUGAUGAAUACACCAAACGACCUUAGUCCGGCCGGGCAUUGGGCAAUGUUUGGGAACAUUUUGUUUAUGAAUGUGUAUUUUGAAUGUGUAUUUUGAAAACAGAGUCUGAAGGUCUGUCUUAGUGUCAGACCACACUCAGAAAUAGUAGACUUAAAGUUCACGAUCAUGCUUAUUCAUUCAGUUGAAUCUUAGGUCAUGGCUUCAUAAAGGCUAUGAAAUAUACUGAAAUAUAUUGAAAUAUACUAUGGUAAUGAUUAAUGUUAGUUUUAUAGAUCCCGUAAUUAAUGAUUAAUUCCGUGAUUAAUGUUAGUUUCAUAGUUCUAGAUUAGUUUCAUAAUUAUAAUUAAGAUCUUAUGAUUCUAAGGAUUUUUAGUUUAAGAGCAUUAACCUAAUUUAGUUAUAAGUUUAAUCCUGUUAGUGGUUUAAUUGUUCUCUCUCUAUCAGACAUAUUCUCAUUGUUCUUGUGGUUAAGUUGUUCUUAUUUUUUUUUAUGUUUAUCCUCUUACAAUAUUCAUUAUUAAGAGCAUUUGUUAUUUUACUUAUGUUGAUGGAAUCAAAAUAAUCAAGAUGUAAUUUACUGACAUUUACAUUCAUGUGUUCAGAAUUAUUCAUGUUAAUUAUAAGAAUUAUUCAGAUCCUUUCUGUGCAAACUGUGUGCUGUUGACCUUCUACAGUGUCUAUGUUUAAACAUUCCAAGAAUCAGACAUAUCUGUACCUUACUGUCAGCAAAAAUAUGUUAUUAUAUUAUGAUCAUUACACAUUACAUAGACACACACUCUACAUAGACACACACUCAUUACACACACACACACACACACACACACACACACACACACAUGAAGACAAAACAUAAACAUAGCAACACUAUAAUACAGUCCCACAAAUGUUUUCAUUCUGACGAAGCAAGCGAAUAAACUGACAUGUGAACAACCCA